AUGAGGGACAGUAACCUGUUGGGUACUCCUGGGGAAGUCACAGCUGAGGAACUUAGGCAGCGUCUUGAUGGAGCUAAAGAACGUGUAUCGUCUCAACCUCCUCUCGAGCACCCUGCUCAAACUGCUGGUUCUGGAGACCAACAAGCUGUUAGCGACGUUGAGGAGAGAUUGCCUAAUGGACGUAGACAACCAGGAAAUGCAGAACCAGGGGGAGAGCCAUCAAAUGGAGAUUCAUUAUUGGAGUGGCUUAACACUUUCAGACAACACCGCAUCUAUUCGCACUUCAUCUGCCUUUUCUACCCAUCGGCCUUCUCUAGCAUCCAGGCCAGCCCCAUAUCCCACCCCACGUCCACCGCUUAG
Messenger RNA from Knipowitschia caucasica, 360 nucleotides. The record is from the annotation of a GenBank genome assembly. NCBI's taxonomy places the organism in Eukaryota, Metazoa, Chordata, Actinopteri, Gobiiformes, Gobiidae.